CCACGAAGUCCCUGACCCCGGCUUCCCGGGCGCUCACUCGGGCCGUGGGAGGAAGCUGAGAGCUGGGCUGGGGCGGGGGCGCUGCCAGCCGGAGCGGGCCAGGGAAGGGGGCUCCUCGGGAAUCGGGGAGGGCGGGGGCUGGGCCACCUGGGUUCCCGGGAGGGGGAGGGGGACGUGGGAGGGGCCGAGCGAGGAGCCGGCUGGAGCUGGGACCAGACAGGCGGCCGCCGGGGCUGGGGCGCCGAGGUUCGAAGGCGGAGUCGCCUUUGGGUGACCCUUGGCUGGCGGGGGGCGGCCGGCCUGCAGUUAUCUCAUCAGGCAAAGGCCGGGAGUCUGGGAGCUCGGCCGGGGAAGGAGGGAGGGAGGGAGAGAGGGAGGGAGGGAGGGAGGCGGCAGCAGCAGCAGCGCCGGCGGCGGAGAAACCGCGCCUCCGCUCCGCCUGAGCCCGGCAGCCCGAGCCGCCAACGAGGGCUCAGCCAGGCGGGACGCUGGGCCAGCCCUCCCAGCCGCCCGGGCCGUCGCUGCAUCUGUGCGUCUGUCGGUGCGUCUGCCUGUCUGUCUGUCUGGCAGGGGGAGGGGCGGGGGGUUGCGAACCGAGGGGUCGGCGGCUCCCGGCCUGGGCGGCUGUCUGUCUGCCCGGGACCAGCGCGGGUCCGAGCGCGGGGAGAUGGAGGGAGGCCUGGCUGCCCGGCUGUGACCUGGGGGGCCGCUGGCCGAGUCUGCCGGGCGGGGGGGAGCUGACUGUCUGUCAGGGCAGGGGCGGGGGGCGCUGUCCAGCCGUCCGAGGAGGGGCGCUAUCCGCGUGCCCUUUGGGGGGAGGGGAGGGUCGGACCAUCCGUCCGGCGGGAGGGCUGACGGUCUGUCAGGGCGGGGGAGCCUGUCCUGUCCGAGCGCGGGGAGGGCUAUUCGCCUGUCCCGGAGAGGGAGGGAAGGGCUGUCCAGCUGUCAGGGCAGGACCCGGGGGGUGGGUUGUCCACCUGCCCUUUGGGGGGGACUGUCCGCCCGCCCGUCUCGGGGGCGGGGGCCGGCGGCCGGAGCCCCGGAUGCGGCGGCGGGGGGGCCAUGAGCCCGGGGGCGGGCAGCCGGGGCGGGCCAGCCCGCGGGGGGGGCCCUGAGCGGCCCAUGCGGCGCCCCGGGGCCACGGCCGCCGGGGCCCGGGGCCCGGGCGCGGGCGGGGUAUGGGGGGCACCCUGCGGGUGGCCGUGCUGGGCGCCCCCGGCGUGGGCAAGACGGCCAUCAUCCGGCAGUUCCUGUACGGGGACUUCCCCGAGCGCCACCGGCCCACGGCCGCCCGCCGCCUCUACCGGCCCGCCGUGCUGCUCAACGGCGCCGUGUACGACCUGAGCAUCAGCGACGGCGGUCCCGGGCCGGCCCCGGCCCCCGCCGCCGCCUCAGCCUCGGCCGCAGCCACCGCCCCCGCCACCUCGGCCGCCAGCAGCGGCAGCGCCUCCGCCUCCGCCUCCGCCUCGUCCGCUGCGGCCUCGGCCGCCACCAGCGCCGCCUCCUCGGCUGGGGACGGGGGCCUCCAGGAGCUGCCGGACCUGAAGGACUGGAGCCUGCAGGACAUGGACGCCUUCGUCCUGGUUUAUGACAUCUGCAGCCCAGACAGCUUCGACUAUGUCAAGAUGCUCAGGCAGCAGAUCGCAGAGACCAGGCCGGCAGGGGCACCCGAGGCGCCCAUCAUCGUGGUGGGCAACAAGCGGGACCAGCAGCGGCAGCGCUUCAGCCCGCGGAGGGCCCUGGCUGUGCUGGUGAAGAAGAGCUGGAAGUGCGGCUACAUGGAGUGCUCGGCCAAGUACAACUGGCACGUGGUCCUGCUCUUCAAGGAGCUGCUGAGCAGCGUCCUAGCGCGGGGCUGCAAGCACAGCCACCCGGCCAUCCGCCUGCAGGGCGCGCUGCACCCCAACCGCUGCAGCCUCAUGUGACCGUCCCGGGACAGGGAAGCCCGUCCGGAUGCACCUUCGGCCCGAGCUGCCUAGCUGGAGCUGGGGAGGGGAGGCCGGACGCCGAGGGCCGGGCUGGGGAGGGGGGCCCCGCAUGUGUCCUCAAGGGCUAGUCUUUCCUGCUCAGGGCCAAAGCGGACCGACUAAAGGAGAAGGAAGGCCCCGCGCCAUCCCUGGGGGGUCGGGCCAGGAGGGACGGCCGCUGUGGACGGCUCAGGCUUGAGCCCCUCCUCCUCUCCUCGCCUCGUGGCCGUGGCCGAGGCCUGAACUGGCGGCCAUCGAACCCAAGCCAUAUGAGAAUAAGGCAGGCGAGGGAGCGCCCCGAGCAGCAGCCCCCCAGCCUUUGCUUGAAGCCCCCCGGAUGGGCCCGGCUCUGACCACGUCCCCCGCAAUAGAACCUAAACUCGCCUCUCCGCAUCCCGGCUUCUGUCCGGUCCUCGGGGGCCCUGAACACGGCUCCCUCAGUCACCCCUGGAUGACACGGGCUCGAAGCCCUUCUCUGGAUGCCGUCCAGCUAACAGUGGCCUUCCUGACGACAGCCAGUGUCUCGCCCCCGUCUGAGCCUCAGUUUCCCCAACUGUAGAAUGAAGGGGGUUCCCUCGAGCUUCAAGGCAGCGCCAACCAAGCUGGGGCGCUUCCCCUCGGGAGAGCCCAGUGAGAGGCGCCGCUGGGCAGCCCCAAAGCUGGCCGGCUCAGGCGCGAUGACCAGGGCCCGCCUGGAGGCCGCUGCCCUCGCAUGCCCCCCCUAGCAUGCCUGCCUUGGAUCCUGCCCGUCCCGCCGGCGGCCGGCCUCAGCCCAGGGUGGGGGAAGGGCUCCGGGCGCCCCGCCGCCCCCCAAUAAACACACCGAGGGCCAUGGA
This is a messenger RNA of Monodelphis domestica (gray short-tailed opossum), 2803 nucleotides long. RefSeq names its product RAS like family 10 member A (gene RASL10A). Gene Ontology annotation, molecular function: GTP binding; GTPase activity. The record is from RefSeq and is a predicted model, not a curated record. NCBI's taxonomy places the organism in Eukaryota, Metazoa, Chordata, Mammalia, Didelphimorphia, Didelphidae.